AUGGCCAAAAUCAGACCAGUCAAACGCAACUUAGACUCCUACACCAUCAGUGACACCAACACAGUCGUCAAACGCAACUUAGACUCCUACACCAUCAGAGGCACCAACACAGUCGUCAAACCUGGAGAUAAUGUACUGUUGCGAUCACCCGAGAGCAAUACUACUCCUUAUGUGGCUAAGAUAAAGAAGAUCCAGAUAGACAAUGGAAAUGACGUGACAGUUCAGGUAAGGUGGUAUUACCGGCCGGGUGAUUCCAUCGGAGGUCGUAAACAAUUCCAUGGUGAGAAAGAACUGUUCUUGUCUGACCACUAUGACAUUCAGAGUGCUUACACGAUUCAAGGUAAGUGUAUGGUUCAUUCUUUGAAGAAUUACACCCAGCUAGAGAACGCUGGAGCUGAGGAUUACUAUUGUCGAUUUGAAUACAAAGCUGCAAACGGUCUUGUUUUACCUAGCCGCGUUGUAGUGUAUUGUAAAUGCAAAUUGCCCGAAAACCCCGACCUUCUAAUGGUGCAGUGUGAGGAAUGCAAAAACUGGUACCAUCCUUUUUGUGUUGAUAUGACUAAUGAUCAAGCAAAACAUUUACAUCUUUUUAUUUGUUCUAAUUGUAAUGGAGCGGAGGAUAAACUUAAAAGACCAAUGAAGUGA
Molecule: messenger RNA, 645 nt
Organism: Impatiens glandulifera
Lineage: Eukaryota; Viridiplantae; Streptophyta; Magnoliopsida; Ericales; Balsaminaceae
Product: chromatin remodeling protein EBS-like
Exons: 5
Coding region: 1-645 (214 amino acids)
Molecular function (GO): chromatin binding
Source: RefSeq, a predicted model, not a curated record